Molecule: messenger RNA, 1726 nt
Organism: Quercus robur (English oak)
Lineage: Eukaryota; Viridiplantae; Streptophyta; Magnoliopsida; Fagales; Fagaceae
Product: glucan endo-1,3-beta-glucosidase 12
Exons: 3
Coding region: 204-1439 (411 amino acids)
Biological process (GO): carbohydrate metabolic process
Molecular function (GO): hydrolase activity, hydrolyzing O-glycosyl compounds
Source: RefSeq, a predicted model, not a curated record
UCCUUGCCUAAGGUUCAUUUCUACGCUAAACAUGUUUUAUAUUGGGUUGGACUGUAGGAAAUUAACCGCAGAUGAUAUUGUUGCACAUACCAAAAGGCACCCUGUGACCCUACAUUAUAUUAUAUACACUGCACAUAGGAGAUUUAGAGAGAGAAACAGUGAGGGAACAGUAUAGUGACUUCCACUUCUCUUUGUUUCGGUUGAUGAUGGUCUUUGCAACACAAAUAAUGUUGAAGAUGGUGUUGCUCUUUCAACUUUUCUUUCUCUGUUCCCUUGGUCUUACUGGUGCAGGUCAAGAAUCUAUUGAACUUUUAAACCUUUAUGAUGACACAAACCCAGAGGUUUUCCAAGCGCCUUCUCACUCUGCACUUCCUAUAGCAGUUUCUGUGGGUGCUGGAAACCUCAAUGAGGUCUCAAGCAGUGUUUUAAUGGCUGAAACGUGGCUUAGGACCCAUGUUUUAGCUCAUUACCCGGCUACCAAAAUCACCACCAUUGUUGCAGGUAACACCGUACUUUGUGACGAAGGGCAAGAACACAAGUUGGGUUUGGUCCUGCCUUCUCUCAAGAACAUUUACCACUCUCUCACAAGGUGGGGUUUGGAGAAAGAAAUCAAAGUCUCUGCUGCUUUCUCUUCCAACUGCUUGCACUCAUUCUCUGCUUUGUACAGAGAUGAUUUGGCUGAGAAAGUUAUCAAACCUCUGCUAGAGUUUCUGGAAAGUACCAACUCAACUUACUCAGUGAACCCACCUCCAAAUUUCUCUUCAUUAUCGGAUAAAGGUGUGAGCUUGGUGUCUUAUCACUCAGAGUCCAUGAAAAAGCUUGGGUUUUUUGAGCAAAAAAAUUUCAAUGUGUUAGUCACUAGUCCAAAAGAGAGAAAACCCAUGAGCAGGAAGCUCUCUUUCUUUGUAGACCCUUUCCCAGCAAGGCCAACCCCAUUACCAAAUAUUGCACAAUCCCCACUUCGGUCCUCUGUUGGUUACUCUGUUCCUGCCAUUGUGGCCCCACUUCCCCCAUUUGCCCAAAUAGCUUCUCCACCUUCAUUGCCCUUCACAUCUGCACCAGAGAUGCCUCCAGACAUGGAUCCAGCGUCUCCACCUUUCGGCUUCACAUUGCCACCGUGUAAUCCAGCUUCUAUUGCUCCAGCACCAUCAAUAGGGCUGGUCCAGAAGCUGUGGUGUGUGGCUAAGCCUAGUGUUCCUGCAGAGACAUUGCAAGAGGCAUUGGACUAUGCUUGUAGUGAAGGUGGUGCUGAUUGUGAGGAGAUUCAGCCACAGGGGAACUGUUACCAUCCUGAUACUGUGGUUGCACAUGCUUCUUAUGCCUUCAAUAGCUACUGGCAGAAGAACAAGAGGAAAGGAGGUACUUGCGGCUUUGGAGGGACUGCUAUGCUAAUCAAUGCUGACCCAAGUUUUCUUCACUGUCGGUUUAUUCUCAGCUAGAUACAGUAAUUGAAGCCAAGGGAGAUUGUUGGGGUUCUUUUGUUAAGUUUAAAAUGGGGAUUCUGAUUCUAAGGUGACUCAAAUUGUUCUUUUAUUCGCUUUAUCCUAGUGACAACUUUAAUUAGAAUGGGUGUAGGAACUAAGUACUAGAAGUUUUGUUUCGUUUUGACUAGUUAUGGACUAAUGGGGCACUCUUUAUGCACAAAAAGAAAGACUCUUUUGACUUCUAUCCUAGAUAUAUAUACACUGCUUAUGCCUUAAUCAAAGAAUUGUUGCUUUGUUUCUUA